Messenger RNA from Osmerus eperlanus (European smelt), 4875 nucleotides. RefSeq names its product epidermal growth factor receptor substrate 15-like 1. Gene Ontology annotation, cellular component: clathrin coat of coated pit; cytoplasm; plasma membrane. The transcript is spliced from 25 exons. The coding region runs from base 253 to 3006 and encodes 917 amino acids. Lineage: Eukaryota; Metazoa; Chordata; Actinopteri; Osmeriformes; Osmeridae. Gene Ontology annotation, molecular function: cadherin binding; calcium ion binding. Gene Ontology annotation, biological process: endosomal transport; endocytosis. The record is from RefSeq and is a predicted model, not a curated record.
GCAGAUAUGGGUUGCAUGGGGAUAUGUAGUUUAUCAAGGUUAGUCAAAGAGCAGGUAUACGGCAGGUCGAGACCAAACUGGGUCAGUAAACUGAUAAAUCAAGAUUAAACGCUCAGAUUUUCCACGGUGAUUAAGGUAAAUAAGCUCGUAACACAGGAAGAGCAGCGUUCGUUCUGAGCUGUGCACUGACAGCUGUCAAGUUUAGGCUCGUGUCAGUUAAGUGGUGUGCGCGCUCCCGUGACAGCAGGAAAUAUGGCGGCGCUCAUGACUCUCAGCCAGUUAUCGAGUGGAAACUCCGCUUACGAGAACUAUUACAGACAGGUUGACCCAGGAAACACUGGAAAAAUCAGAGCAGCUGAUGCUGCUCAGUUCCUGAAAAAGUCUGGCCUGUCAGAUAGCACCUUGGGCAAGAUUUGGGAUUUGGCCGACCCAGAGAGAAAGGGCUUCUUGGAUAAGCGGGGGUUUUUCAUUGCUCUGAGGUUGGUGGCGUCUGCCCAAGGAGGAAAUGACAUCAGUCUUAAUAAUCUCAACCAGACACUGGCUGCACCUAAAUUUAGAGAUGCAAACAGUCCACUGCUGAGCACGCCGCUGAGCACGCCGCUGAGCACGUCGCUGAGCACGUCGCUGAGCAUAUCUCCUUCUGCUGACUCUCAGUGGGCUGUCAGGCCUGAGGAAAAAGGGAAGUUCAAUGGCAUAUUUGACAGCCUUUCACCAGUCAAUGGUCUGCUCUCGGGUGAUAAAGUCAAGCCGGUUUUGAUCAACUCCAAACUACCUCUGGAUGUUUUAGGAAGGAUUUGGGACCUUAGUGAUGUAGACAAAGAUGGCCAGUUGGACAGAGAUGAGUUUUCAGUGGCCAUGCAUCUGGUGUACCGUGCCAUGGAGAAUGAGCCCACCCCCACCGCUCUACCCGCCUCUCUCAUCCCUCCAUCUAAGAGGAAGAAGUCCGCCGGGGCACUGCCUGGUGCCGUGGCUGUGCUGCCCGUUCUGACUGGCCUGAUGAGCUCCCUGCCCCUCAAAGAGACCCUGCGCUCCACGCCGUCCUUGGGCAGCAUGGCCCCCAUCCACACAAGCCUCUCCCCCAAACACUCGUUCAAAGCUGCCUCACAGCCCACAGUGAACUGGGUCGUCCCAGUGGCAGACAGAGGGCGAUAUGACGACAUCUUCCUGAAAACGGACAGCGACAUGGACGGCCUGGUCACGGGCACAGAGGUCAUCGAGAUCUUCAUGCAAUCCAGCCUGCCUCAGACGACACUGGCUCAGAUAUGGGGCCUGGCUGACACCCAGCAGGUCGGCAAGCUGUCCAGGGAGCAGUUCUCCCUGGCCAUGUACCUGAUCCAGCAGAAAGUGACCAAGGGCCUGGACCCCCCCCAGACCAUCACCCCAGACAUGAUCCCCCCCUCGGAGAGGAGUGCCGCGUCCGCAGCCGGGCCCGUGACUCUGCCUCUCUGCCUGUCUCUCUCUCUCGGUCCCGUUUCUCAGAGCUUUGCUGGGUUCAUGACUGCUAUGGGAGCUGACGUCGCUGCCUAUGCUAACAUACGCAGAGACAGCUCCAGCUCCACUGGCUCAGGGGACCUGACGGGCGUGAAAGAGCUGGACGAACUCAGCCAGGAAAUAGCUCAGCUGCAGAGGGAGAAGUACUCUCUGGAGCAAGAGAUCCGAGACAAAGAGGACGCCAUCCGACAGAAGAACAACGAAGUUCAGGAGAUGCAGGAUGACUUGGACAGGGAGAGCAGCAGUCUGCAGGACCUGGAGUCCCAGAAGCAGGAUGCCCAGGAGAGGCUGGAGGAGAUGGACCAGCAGAGGUCCAAGCUGGAGGGCAUGCUCAACGACGUCCAACAGAAGUGCCAGGACGAGUCUCACAUGAUCUCGUCGCUCCAGACUCAGAUCCAGUCCCAGGAGACGGACCUGCAGAGCCAGGAGGCGGAGCUGAGCAGGACCCGGUCGGACCUGAGCCGGCUGCAGCAGGAGGAGGGCCAGCUGGAGCAGAGCCUGCUAGCCGGCCGUGUCCAGCUGGACAGCAUUGUCAAGUCCCUCAAAGCCACCCAGGACGAGAUCAAUCAGGCUCGCAGCAAGUUGUCUCAGAUCCAGGACAGUCAGCAGGAGGUGAGCAAGAGCAUUGAGCAGUACAACAGCGCUAUUAACGGCACCAACGGAGGCAGCAUGACCAACCUGGCCGACAUGAGCGAGGGAUUCACCGAGAAGGAGAACGGAGGCUUCGGAACCAUGGAGGACCCCUUUAAGUCCAAGGUAGCCAUGUUCAACAACAAACCUCGGGAGCCUCAGCCUGACCCUUUCCAAACUGAAGACCCCUUCAAGUCGGAUCCCUUCAGAGAUCCAUUUGGGGGUGAUCCCUUCAAAGAGACUGACCCCUUUAAAGGGAGUUCCUCAGAAGACUUCUUCAAAAAGGCUGAUCCGUUUGCAUCAUCGGACCCCUUCAAAAAAAAGCCCAUUCCCCCUGCCAAGCCUGGCGCAUUUGGUAGUAGUGACCACUUCCCUUCCAACAGUCCAAGCCCAAAACCAAAGGACUCAGACGGCUUUGGGUCGGGGGACGUGUUUGGUGGCGGCCCUUACGGAGCCAAGGGGGGUUUCGCUGACUUCAGUCAAAUGUCAAAGAAGCCAGACAAUCCUAUGCUGCCACCAAAGAAGAACGUACCUAACAGGCCAGCCCCUCCUUAUGGUAAACGUAGUCAUGCAAACCUGCUGGGGCUGGCUGCCUUGGACAACCCAAGGGAGCCGGUCCACUGUGCCCAACGUAGUCAGAGUCAAAUGGCUUCUGGAGACUCAACAAGCAGCAAAGAGUCAUUCGCUUUUGGCGCUGCUAUGAAAGACACCUCUGGCGGGUUUGCAGAUGUGGGAUCUUUUGGAAAUGAGAGCGACCAGCUAGAGUGGGCCAAGCGGGAGAGUGAGCGGGAGGAGCAGGAGAGGCUGAGGAGACUCCGCCUCCAGGAACAGCAAGACCUCGACCUGGCCAUCGCCCUCAGCAAGGCAGACAUGCCCAGUGUCUGACCACUCAUCUACGAUGCACUCACUUCCUGGGUCAGCUCUACCCUCACUAAAGGUGAAUGUCAGCUCCUUAACACUGAGAUGAUGACACAUGAAAGAACAACACUUCUACGACGAAGAAAAUGGGCCUAGCUAUUAUCUCUACAGUCAGACUCUAGCCUUUCCACUCUGAGACUAGCUCGGAUGCAGGCUUUGAUGUACACCCUCAAGAAUUGUGGACAAACCUUUCAUCAAAACUCUUCUAUAUUCACCAAAGCCUCAGCUCAUAAGUUCUGCAGCUUUCGUGUUUCUCAUCCACAUUGCGUUGCAACUGUAAUGAAGUACAAUGAAGACCGUUUUCUGCCUGAUUUAAGCCUGGGCGAAGCCCAAUUCUAAAGUGACUUAAUCCAUCACCAGUGGAGAGCCUGAAUCGUGCUCCAUGGGUUUAGGUGGGGAAAACUUUGAAGACAUGUCUUUGCUUUACUCUUUGUUGUAAAGAAAUCUGCUUUUUUAAUCUAUUUUAUUUCAUUUUAUUAUUUAUAUACAAAAUGCAUCUGUAGUUUAUGAAGUAUCUGUGAAUGCACUAUCGUAACCUUCAACAGUUCUUCUCCAGGAAGUUCAUCCUAUCUUUGAGGUCUGACACUUAUGAAUUCCAGAUUUCUGGUGCAAAUCUUGUUUUGGGUCAGGGAAUCAAAAAUGAAAGUACAGUUAUUGUUUGAUUACAUUUUCAGUUUUUACUAUCUUUAAAUUCUUGUCGUAUCUAAGGUUCCCUUGUAUCUAUCUUUCAGUUGGUAAAGAUAUUUUUUCCCAAAACUAGAAUUUUCAACUUUUUAAGUGUUACUUAGAUUUGGAGCUGUGUGAUUUAUAAUACACAUGCUUUGGACAUGUUUUAAUACUCCUUAUCAAACAAUGGCUUAUUGAUAAAGGUGUAAACCCCUUAGAACAACAACCUUUUGAUGCCUUCUCGGCUUUUAUCUUUUUUUGAAUUUUGAAGAAAUCCCUUAGUUUUAGUAUCAAAUUUAGCAUGCAUUUUGGUAUUUUUCGGCGCGAAAUGGUUAUGCUUCGCAGUUUCCACUCAGUUUGUUUUGUGCAUAGCAAUAAAACACUAUCACAACUUCCCCGUAGUCCAAUACAGUUGGGGCCUUGUUUCAUCUUCCAUAAAGGCUUGUGUGGCUAUCAUAAAUGCUAUUUGAAGAAUCAUGUCUGUCUUCCUUGCCAGGAUAUUCCAGUGGUCUGACUGGCCUUACUUGUUAGCUGACAAAAAACAUGUGUUGGUUAUGUCUUACAAUGGCAACCUUACAACACUUAGAGGUUUCUAUAGGGUAAUACACCAGUGUAGCCUCUUCCAUAGGGAUACAAACCUAUUUGCUUUGACUAAUACUGUUACAACAGACUAAAGAUUGUGUGUGCUUGAUGUAGCUACCUGUCUACUCCUGGCAAAAUGCUUGAUGCUCCCAAAGGCAGCUGUAGUUGGACUAAUGUCACCUGUCAAAGCCUCACAACUACCAUCAUAUCAGUUGCGCUCAAAGUUGAAUCAUGCCCACGAUCCGAUGCAUAUACUGUGGGUUCAGAUGCCUUAUAGACUGUUGCUUCUAUGUCAUUGUAUUAUUGUAUUGACCCAAGAUGCUUUUAAAACUUUGCGUGUGGAGCAUAUUCAAGGCAUACUGUGUAGCUUGCUCUUCCAAUGUGAAUGGUUGACUGGAAAUGUGUGGCCUACAUGGAGCUUCAUUGAAUGGUACACAAUGUCUGCCUUAUUUAUUGAGAUCCAACAUGUCAUAUGUAAUAGUACAUACCAUAUAUGAUUAUAAAUAUUCUUUCAGGUUUUGGAACUUACUUCAAUACGUGAUACAUACUAUGUAUAUCUUUUAAUAUAAUAAAAGCAAGUGUAACAUU